This is a messenger RNA of Mus pahari (shrew mouse), 1323 nucleotides long. RefSeq names its product family with sequence similarity 228 member B (gene Fam228b). The transcript has 9 exons. NCBI's taxonomy places the organism in Eukaryota, Metazoa, Chordata, Mammalia, Rodentia, Muridae. The record is from RefSeq and is a predicted model, not a curated record. The coding region runs from base 274 to 1212 and encodes 312 amino acids.
CGUCUUCCCCGCUGGCCGAGGGGCGCGUGGGGGCGCCGCCGCGUCCCAGGAGACAGAGGUCCGAACGCCCGCGCGUUCUGAAUCCACGGUCUCGGGCUGAGGCCGCAGGCUGUGGUGCAGAGAGCCGAAGGGCCUGCCCACCGCCAGAGGGGGCUGAAGGGCCUGUGGAAGCCUGCACGGCAGGACGGCCCGCGCACGCGGUCUGUUUCGGAGCCGGCGACUCGCGAAUCUGGGACCGGGUACUCCCUGCUUUUCUAGGGACUCUGUUACUUGAUGACCACAAUGAAAAAUAGGAGCCAAGAUGAUAUGGUAACUGGCACACUCCCCAAGCUCAAGAGCUCCAAAGAAUGGUUGGAACCACAGUCGCUUUCUUUUAUGGAGGCUUUAGCUAAAGAAGAUACUGAUGCAGCUGUUCAAUCAAUUUUAUAUAGAGAAAAUUAUAUAAUGAAGGAACUAGAUAAGUAUUUACAUCAUCAUGACUUCUUAAACACAAGAAGAAAAGAGAUGUUGUAUAAAAAGUGGGUUGAACGUGUGGCAGAUCCUCUCCAGAAGAAAAUUAUAGAAAAAGUUCAUUCACAUAAGAACAUUAAAAAGAGGAGACAUCAAGAAUUAGACAAUUUUUUGAAACAUUCAAAUAAGAAGGGAAAUGCAUUUAUAGAGCAUUAUGAUCCAAAAGAAUACGAUCCUUUUUAUAUGAGCAAAGAGGACCCCAAUUUUCUGAAGGUUAUCAUGCCACCGUUUCGUGACCCCUUGAAAAAAGCCCAAUAUGACCAGGAUGAUGAAAAAAGAACCCUUCUGCAGUGUGAGACUGGCAAAAUCUAUACAAUGAAAGAAUUUAAAGAGAUCGAGAAGGCCCAGUUGCAUUCCAGAUUCCCGAGUAUUUCUAAUUCAAGGCAAAGUAUGACUCCAAAUGGAUGGCUUAAAGUGCCCAUGAGUUAUAUAGAAAGUGAAUUUUGUAAAAGGAGCAGGUUGAAAGUGAAGAUGAAUUUUAAUGCUAGUAGUUUUGAUUUGAGUCCAUUGAAAAGGGUGCCUAAUUUUCUGGAAUACCGGGAGGAAGAAAUGAUGGUCAUUUACAAAAACAAUGGGCUCUUCUGUCCAGACAAUGACGCUCCAUGUCUCCAGGAGAGAAAGAACCCAAGUUCCAAAGGGAUCACCUCUGAAGGUCACCAUUCUGUAUCCCUGUGCCAGGAGGUAGAAAGGGAUGAGAGCUAACCAGGACGCGGUGAGAGCUGGCAAGGUCGGGCUCAGGUUGUGACACAGGGCAGCACUGGCUGACAUCCAAAGCCGCGCGCCCCCGACUCCGUACCGCAGAGGUGGGGCAAA